Molecule: messenger RNA, 2142 nt
Organism: Gymnodraco acuticeps
Lineage: Eukaryota; Metazoa; Chordata; Actinopteri; Perciformes; Bathydraconidae
Product: calpain-2 catalytic subunit-like
Biological process (GO): proteolysis
Cellular component (GO): cytoplasm
Molecular function (GO): calcium-dependent cysteine-type endopeptidase activity; calcium ion binding
Source: RefSeq, a predicted model, not a curated record
GUCCAUCACUGUGGAUCUCUGGUGGAGCUGCUGAGGAUCAGUAACCCGUGGGGUCAGGUGGAGUGGACCGGAGCCUGGAGCGAUGGCUCUAAGCAGUGGGAUGGAGUGGAGGAGAAGGAUCUGGAUCACUCUGCUGAUGAUGGAGAGUUCUGGAUGUGCUACGCUGACUUCCUGCGUCAGUUUUCCCACCUGGACAUCUGUAACCUGAGCCCAGACGCUCUGAGCGGCGAGGGCAGGGGCCUCUGGAGAUACAGCCAGUUUGAGGGUGUCUGGAGGGUGGGGUCCACCGCAGGGGGGUGCAGGAACUACCCAGCCACGUUCUGCUCCAACCCUCAGUUCCUGGUGCGGCUGCUGGAGGAGGACGAGGGUCUCCAGGAGGGGGAGGAAGGCUGCACCCUGAUCCUGGGUCUGCUGCAGAGAGACGCUCGUAGAGAGAGGCGGUACGGAGGAGACCUCAACACCAUUGGGUUCUCCAUCUACAGGGCUCCUGAGGAGUUUAAAGGUCACCUGGGUCCUGACCUCCUCCUUGGUGGAGCGGCGGUGUCUCGCAGCAGGAGUUUCAUUAAUCUGAGGGAGGUCAGUGAGCGCUUUGUUCUGCCACCCGGAGAAUACGUCGUGAUCCCGUCGACCUUCGAGCCCCAUCGGAGGGGCAGCUUCCUGCUGAGGGUGUUCACCGAGAAGCAGGCACACGCCGGUCCGCUGGAGGAGCCGCUGACUGCAGACGUCCAGGAGAUUGAUGAUGAAGAGAGCGAUGUGGACCCUCACUUCAGGCGUCUCUUUCUGCAGAUCUCUGGAAACGACUCUGAGGUCUCCGUCUUCGAGCUUCAACACAUCCUGGACAGAGUGGUUUCUCAGAGGUCUGAUGUGAAGACAGACGGGUUCAGUCUUCAGACCUGCAGAGACAUCUUCAGUCUGUUGGACACGGACGGCAGCGGCAAGCUGGAUCUGAAGGAGUUUCACUGUCUGUGGACCAGGGUCCAGAAGUACCUGGAAGUCUUUCAGAGGUUUGAUUUGGAUGCUUCUGGAACGAUGAGCAGUCACGAGAUGAGAGCCGCUGUGACUGCAGCAGGUUUCCAGGUGAACAGUGUGUUACUGCAGCAGAUUGUCAGCAGGUUUUCUGAUCAGAGUUUCUCCGUCGACUUCGACUCGUUCCUCGGCUGUUUGAUCCGUCUACAGCUGCUGCUCAAGAUGUUCAAAACUCUGGACGUGAAGAAGGAGGGUAAGAUCCACCUGGACCUGCAGCAGGUAAACAGACCAUAACUAACCUGCUAACUAACCUAACUAUCCACAACUAAACCAACCAAACCAACUAAUCUGACUAUCCUAUACUAACUAACCUAACUACCCACAAUUAGACUAACCAAACCAACUAACCUGACUAUACUAUAUUAACUAACCUAACUACCCACAACUAGACUAACCAAACCAACUAACCUGACUAUACUAUAUUAACUAACCUAUACUAACUAACCUAACUACCCACAACUAGACUAACCAAACCAAAUAACCUGACUAUCCUAUACUAACUUCCCACAACCAGACUAACCAAACCAACUAACCUGACUAUCCUAUACUAACUAACCUAUACUAACUAACCUAACUACCCACAACUAGACUAACCAAACCAACUAACCUGACUAUACUAUAUUAACUAACCUAUACUAACUAACCUAACUACCCACAACUAGACUAACCAAACCAACUAACCUGACUAUCCUAUACUAACUAACCUAUACUAACUAACCUAACUACCCACAACUAGACUAACCAAACCAACUAACCUGACUAUCCUAUACUAACUACCCACAACUAGACCAACCAAGCCAACUAACCUGACUAUACUAUAUUAACUAACUUAUACUAACUAACCUAACUACCCACAACUAGACUAACCAAACCAACUAACCUGACUAUCCUAUACUAACUAACCUAUACUAACUAACCUAACUACCCACAACUAGACUAACCAAACCAACUAACCUGACUAUCCUAUACUAACUACCCACAACUAGACUAACCAAACCAACUAACCUGACUGUCCUAUACUAACUAACCUAACUACCCACAAGCAGACUAACCAAACCAACUAACCUGACUAUACUAUAUUAACUAACCUAUACUAACUAACCUAACUACCCACAA